This is a messenger RNA of Enterobius vermicularis (human pinworm), 1191 nucleotides long. The record is from the annotation of a GenBank genome assembly. NCBI's taxonomy places the organism in Eukaryota, Metazoa, Nematoda, Chromadorea, Rhabditida, Oxyuridae.
AUGUCUUCUCAAGGGACCCCGAGAAAAUUUAGCGAGAAAAUCGCGAUUAUGGAAAGAAAACAGAAUGAGGAUCAGGAAGCUUUUACUUCAAUAAUGCGUGAUGUACGGUCCAUUACUAGUAAUUCACAUCGCGUUCAACCUGUGCCUACUGCAAGUCUUGCUCCGCCAAUUCUGUACAAUCGUAAUAGUACUUCCUUACCUAAUGUAAGUGAUACUACUUACUACUGGUCAUUGCCGCAACAGCAACAGUUGCUACAACAGCAGCAGUUGCAACAGCAGCCACAGCCACAGUCUGCAGCAAGUCCACCACAUCCUUGUAGAAGUCGUUCUCCGGGUGCUGCGCACUAUCAUCCAUAUAAACAUGCUGGUGUUCCCGAGCGUAGUCCACCUGCAGACUACAACAGGAUGGAAUGUUCUAACCACCAUUUGCAGCCUCCUGAAAUGUUGUGGCAAAAAGCGCGUAGUGAUCCGGCCAUUCACACGUUUGAUGAAAUUUCUGCUUCACAGAGUAUUAAUGAGCUUAUGCUAAAUCAGAUUGCAAUGCAAGCUCAAGUGCAGCAGAUGCAGCAGAUGCAACCGUUGCAGCAUGCACAAGCCCAACAGUUACAGUCACAGUUGCGCGUUCAACCACAGAUGCAAGCAAAUCCUUCGAGUAGCCCGAUUUAUAUACCACCACCACAAAGAAGGCCAGAAGAAGUAUUAGUAGGCUCAUUACCUAAUAUGAUACCGGGACCUACACCACCUUCUUACAAUUGCCACCAACCCGUUAGCCAGCGUCACAGUAUGGGUAUAUGUCAGACGCUAGCUGCCCCACCAGUAAUGAAUGAAUCUAUGUCUGCGCCAACUAGUCCACAACAAAGUUAUGAAGUUCAAGCCCCACCAAGUUAUUCACUUCGCAACUACUCGACAAGCCCUGAACCUAUGGCACCAAUUCCUAAUAUUGUUCUAACGGGUACUGAUGGAAGUUAUGAUGGCUUUCGAGAUGUUCGAGAGAUUAAUGAAGUUCCUUCGCGUGAUUUACAGCAAGAAUAUUUAGUUCAGCAGCUGCAGCCAUCAGCCGUCCAGCGCCAAAGUCUAGGUGCUGGUGAUAAUGGGGAAUUGCGGAAUUUACGUAGGGAAUUACAAAACUGUGACAUAAAUCAGUGUAAUACAAAUCGUAUCGAUCCGCAAUGUGAGCGAACGAUAUUUUAA